Molecule: messenger RNA, 5547 nt
Organism: Etheostoma spectabile (orangethroat darter)
Lineage: Eukaryota; Metazoa; Chordata; Actinopteri; Perciformes; Percidae
Gene: loxl4
Product: lysyl oxidase-like 4
Biological process (GO): peptidyl-lysine oxidation; collagen fibril organization
Cellular component (GO): membrane
Molecular function (GO): copper ion binding; protein-lysine 6-oxidase activity
Source: RefSeq, a predicted model, not a curated record
GGAGCAUUUAGUAGACACACUCCUUCACUCAGUCACUCUCCCCUAGCCAGUGACGUCCACCCCUGCAAACAUUUGCUGCCUGCCAGGCCCCCUCCUCUCAGCCACGAUGACCCGCACCCUCUGCUUGAGCUCCCUCCUCCUCCUGCUGCUGCUGUCCCUCUCCUGUCCCGCUCGUGCCGAACCUCGGCGGACCAUGUCCUCUCAGCUCAGGGUGGCUCGCGCACCAGCUGCCAAGGUGCGUUUGGCGGGCAACUUUGCGCGAGAAGAGUACGAAGGGCGCGUGGAGGUGCUGCACAACAACACCUGGGGGACAGUCUGCGAUGAUGAAGUGGACAUCAAGAUGGCCAACGUGGUGUGCCGAGAGCUCGGUUUCCAGAGCGGUGUAACGUGGGCACACAGCGCUAAGUAUGGAGAAGGAGCGGGCCCAAUAUGGAUGGAUAAUGUGCGCUGUGACGGGUCAGAGAAGUCCUUGAAGGACUGCAAACACAAUGGUUGGGGCGUGAAUGACUGUAAACACUCUGAAGACUUGGGUGUGGUGUGCAACCCUGAGCGCAGGCUUGAUCAAACAGCAAGUAGAGACUACACCACUGCCACCAGGCCCAAUGGUGGCUCCGCACCUCAGUGGCAGGGCCCCGUGGCCAUCCGCAGGCAUCCAGGAUAUGGCUAUUAUGGAAAUGGACAUCAAGCUGAGAUCCCCAGGUUCCAAAGACAUCACCAGGGUCACAGUAAGGUGCAAAUUGAGGAAGUCCGUCUUCGUCCCAUCCUCAUGGCUACCAAGAAGAAGAGCCUGAUCACAGAGGGUGUGGUGGAAGUGAAGCAUGCUGGGAGAUGGAGACAGGUUUGUGACCUGGGUUGGAGUCUCAACAGCAGUCUAGUUGUGUGUGGGAUGCUCGGCUUUCCAGACGCUACUCAGCACAAUGUCAAAACAUACAAGAAAAUAUGGGAUACCAAGGUUGCAGAUCCUUCAACAAGAUUGAGCAUCAUGUCAAAGAAGAAGGGAUUCUGGGUAGAAAAAAUUCACUGUCUGGGCACUGAGAACAACCUUUCAGAGUGCCAUUCUAAGCUGUCAAUCCCCCGUAGUCCCACUCCUUGUAAGAAUGGGAGACAUGCAGUGGUCAAGUGUGUGCCAGGACCUCAGUUUGCUCGCAUCUCCUCAGGAAGACCCCAGGCCCCCUAUCCAGUUGUGCCUGUGCGUCUGAAGGCUGGCCCCAGGCUUGGUGAGGGUCGUGUGGAGGUACUCCGAGACGGAAAAUGGGGGACCAUCGUGGACCACAUGUGGGAUAGACCUGCUGCCAGUGUGGUGUGCAGAGAACUGGGCUUUGGUUCUGCCAAGGAUGCCCUGCAUGGAGCUUUUAUGGGUCAAGGUACCGGACCUAUCCAUAUGAACAGCGUCCAGUGUAUGGGGUCAGAGCGCUCCAUCUUAGACUGCUACUUUCAGGAAGUCCAACCGUGGACAUUCAAACACAGCCAGGAUGCCUCAGUACGCUGUAACGUCCCAAAGACCGGAAUGGAGAACACGGUGCGACUUUCUGGUGGUAGAGUCCCAUCAGAAGGCCGUGUGGAAGUGUUGAUGGAGGUUGGAGGUCGUAAGCGUUGGGGCUCUGUCUGUAGUGAGAACUGGGGCAUCAACGAGGCAAUGGUGUUAUGUAGACAACUCGGCAUGGGCUUCGCUGCAAGUGCUCAUCAGGAGACCUGGUACUGGCCAGGUGACCCAAAUGCAGCUGAUGUGAUUCUCAGUGGAACUCACUGUGUGGGCACAGAAUUUUCAAUUCAGCAGUGUCGCCGCAACAACCAUGUCCAUUGUCCUCGAGGAGGUGGGACUAAGGCAGCUGGGGUCAGCUGUUCAGACACGGCACCUGACCUCGUCCUGGAUGCCCAGCUGGUCCAGGAAACAGCCUACCUGGAGGACCGACCCCUUCACCUGCUGACCUGUGCCAAUGAGGAGAACUGUCUGUCCUCGUCUGCUGCCCGGAUGAAUUGGCCUUAUGGCCACCGACGCUUGCUGCGCUUCUCCUCCCGUAUCAUGAACCUUGGUCGGUCCGAUUUCAGACCCAAAGCAACAAGAGAGAGCUGGACAUGGCACCAGUGUCACAGGCACUACCACAGUAUCGAGGUGUUCACACAUUACGACCUGCUGACUCUGAAUGGCACGAGGGUUGCAGAGGGACACAAGGCCAGUUUCUGUUUAGAGGACACGUAUUGCCCUGAUGGACUCCAGAAGCGGUUUCUCUGCUAUAACAUGGGUGAUCAGGGUAUUGUGGGCUGCUGGGAUACAUAUCGCCACGAUAUCGACUGUCAGUGGAUUGACGUGACAGAUGUACGGCCAGGAGACUACAUCUUCCAGGUGGAAAUCAACCCCUCAAUGGACAUGGCUGAGUCUGACUUUAUGAACAAUGUCAUGAGAUGUCGAUGCAAAUAUGAUGGCCACAGAGCUUACAUGUAUGGAUGUCAUGCAGGUGAUGCAUACAGCGCAGAGAUUGAGGACCUGUUUGAGCACCAGAGGCAAAUCACCAACAACUUUGUGUAGCCAAUCCCAGGGCCCAGUGCGAAGGCCUUCCAGUGGGGCUCAGAGACUACUCAGGGUGGGCUGAGGUCGAUGGCCCCACGCCCUUGGGACCUUAGGACCCACAAUAACAAACAACAAUGGUGUCUGCUAACCUCCUUGGCAGAUGUGGAUAAAUAUUCUUAAGUGCAUCAUAUUACAGCAGCGACCAUUGCAGAGACCCUAUUGACAACAAGAAUGGAACAAGUGCCAAACGGCUAAACAAGUUAUUUACUCUAGGACAGUAAGAAGAUAUUGGAUAUUCAAACUCAUACAGAUUUUUGUGAAUGUGGACGGCUAGUCACUUAAAUUAGUUAUUCAAAACGUGUAAGUAUGAAAAACCUCAAUGUUGCUGUAACUAAUCUGUCACAAAGGCAACAAGGAGGCUGGUGCUGUGGGGAAAUCUCAUUCCCAAUUUAGAAGAUAUGAAAAUCUGAGACAAAAUUGUAAUAUUUUGAGUUUGCAUAAUUUCUGUUGCAAAAGGCCAAUUUAAUGUACAUGUAGCAUAAGCACUACAUUUGCUCUGUUGGCAUACAUUUUACACAAAUUCUUUACUUAUUAAAUUGUGUAACUGUUGCGCCUUUACAUAACUUAAAUAUUGGUGCUCUUAAACAAUACUGUAUGUCGGUAUAAUAAUCUUACUAUGUUUCAGUUUUAUAAAAGUGUAGUCGUGCUACAAGGUUUUGCUUCUCAUCUAGAAUAGGUAAGAAGAGGUCAAAUGAUUUUUUUAUGGAACAAAGCACUUUAUCUUUUAAACAGCAGUAUUCUAGUUUUGCCCCAAUACUUGUUUUUUUUAGCUACCAAAUUGACUUCUUAGGGUGUUUAUCUAAAAAUACAUUUCAGAACGUUGUAAAGAAACUGCCACACACUGUCUAACUUGCUGUCAACGUUUGGGGUGACCUCGAGCUCACCCAGUAAGAGCAUGCGCCCCAUGUAAGCUGAGGCCUUUGCAGCGGCCCGUAUUUGAAUCCGACCUGCGGCCCUUUGCUGCGUGUCAUCCCCAUCUCUCUCCCACCUUUCCUGUCUUUCUACUGUCACUCUGAAAAAAAGAAGAAAAAAAUAUAUAUAUAGCUGGCAACGUUUCAGUACUAAAACGUCCUCAGGCUGAAAGAGCUCCAAUACCAAAACGUUUUUUAAGCUCGCGGUUAUAUCGUCAGCUAUUACAUUUAAUUUGACAAGUCAGACAGUGUGUGGGAGUUUCUUUGCAACUUUUGAUCUACUUGUCCCUCUCCGACCUACCUGUCUCACCUUAUACAUGUGUGAAGUAUUUUUUUCUGUUCUACAUUUCAAAAAGUGAAAUAUAAGGUUUGUGUUUAGUUUUCAUUAAUAAUAUACUAUUUAUGCUGUAACUUUAUUUAUUCACUGUUUCACACAUACACAGCAUGCUCAGUAAAGAGUUUGUUAGCCAGCGCUUAAUUAACAAUGCGGAAUACCUUUUUGUUUUUUUUCUGGUAAUUAACCAGGACAUAGUAUUAGAACUUUCCCAUGAUGCAGAUAUAUCAUUUUUUAUUUAUUUUAUUUUAGUUAUUAAAACAACUGGACAGUUUGUUCUUUUCCAGCCUCUCUAAUGGAAGGGACAAAACCACAGUAUUGUGGCAGGCAGGCAGAGAGGCUGGGAUUUGAGAGCAUAUAAAAAAAAACCUUUUAAUUACAUCUGUUUGGGUUAGACAUAAGGUUAUGCUUAAGGUUAGGGCUAUAGCAUGUGCUUUAUAAAGAAAACUAUGGAGUUGUUAUUUAUGGAAUUACGGAAAGAGCGAGAAUCUGAAUUUUCACCUUAACACAAACUACAACAAUGAUUGUGAGUUUCUGAGAGAUUUAGUCAGGUAGACUGUGAUUGAAAGAAUGAUUGCGUAAGAAUGACAGAAAGAGAGAAAGGGAUGAAGUUUGGAGAAAGACUUCUGCAGACAUGCAGUUUUUACUAGCAGAGCUGUCUUUUUGUAGGCAGCCAUACAGAGACCACAAGCUGGCCUUUUCAGUUCCCCAACGAGAACAACAUGUUUGUCUGGGAGAAUAAAUAAACUCCUCAAUUCACGCUUCAACUCAGUAAACAGUGGCCUUAUUUUUACUAAAGCGGGGCUGCUAAAAUAUACUGUUUCUCUCUAUCCUUUCUUUGCUAACAUUUAGCUCCACACCAAACAAUGAUGCAACUUAAUUUUCUUUACAGCAUGGAACUUGUGUUAAUCAUGUUGUUUUACCCCAAUAAUGUGUUUGAUGUGUUUGGCUUAAUUUCUUAGUGGUUAAACGGGUUAAGAUGGUUUUCUAAUGGCCAGUUUCCAGGACAUGUUGUGGAAAGGACAAGUCACUCAUAAAGACAACUGUAGACUUAAUUUCUUUAGCACAUUGUCACACUGGAAGGCUUAGAAAGAAUACAUAGUUUUUUUUGAAUAACUUUUGAAAAUUAUGCACAUCUGGCCAAACACAGUCAGCCCUAUUACUAAAAACUGUUGGGGAUACAAAUGUUAGAAGAUAGACCUGAAAGUCUAAAACAAGUGUUUGCUGAUUUGCUUUGCUAUUGUUUUGUGCUUCUGUACAGUUGCUAAUGACAUAUUAUGGUCUGUUCUGUUUGUUAUUUAAAAUUAUAUGCCAUUCCAUAUCUUAAGUUGGUUCAUAUUUACCACUCUCAUCAAAUUACUGUGUUGUACCCAUGCUAUAGGCAGAGCACUGGGACAUCUCCAGGGCCAGUUAUGCUUUUAUUUUGUCUUUAAAGCUGAGAGUGUGAGCUACAUGGUGCUUAUCUACAAUUAUAUUUAGAGAAAGCUGUGCUCUCAGGGACUUUAACCUCAUCUAAAGAGAAAAAAUACUGUUUCAUGUGAUGUGAUUUGGGUUGCUUUUAGCUGUGAUGCAUACACUCUUACAAAAAAGUAAUUUUUACACACAUAAGUUAACUAACUUAUGUAUCUAACUGUUGAUAGACACUGGCUGAGUCAGGGGCAAAUUUCAGUUAAAGACCAAAUCACAAUCCAUUUAUUCAUCAUUACUGUGAAUCAAUAAAACUUCAUCAUAUA